AUGUCGCUCGUUUCCUUUGCCUUCGCCGGCUUCUGGCCUGCCAUUGUCGACAGAGCAGUGCUCAACGUAAGACAGGCAGUUGGAGCCAACACAGAAACAGCCGCAGCUGGUGCCGACGCCGCUACAGCACAGACACAAGCGGCCGGAGGCAACGCUGCAACAGCAACGGCUGCGACGGCUGCUACACAACAAACUGCUGCUGCUGGCGGCGGAGCUGCUGCCACCGCCGCAACAGCUGCAACCACCACAACGCCUGCGACAGCUGCUGCCAAUCCUGCUACGGCUGCUACGACUGCUAGAACUGCCGCAGCCGCAGACACAGACACAGACACUGCCACUGCCAGAACGACCGCGACUCCCGCUGCUGCUCCCGCUCCUGUUGCUGGGCCCGGCGGCGCCGGCGCCGGCGCAGCGGCUCCUGCUGCCGACGCGCCUGCCGCCGACCCUGCACUCUUCAGUGUACCAUUCUCAGAGCAGACUGGAUCGAUUCGAUAUGCCCCUAUGCCGAAGAAGGCGCCCAGCAAGAUAUCCAUCAAGAACUUUACGCCUCAAAACCCGACCAGUAAUGCCCCCAUCUUUUCUUCGCCUGCCAAACAAGCAUCGGUCGCAGCAACCCAGACACAACCGUUUACUUUUACAGUGGUGAGCAGCGAAGCCCAAAUGCCGGCCGCCUCCCCGCCCACAGACACAGCCAUGCAGAAGUUCUUGAAUAGAUGGAAGGACUGA
Cyphellophora europaea CBS 101466 is the source of this 726-nucleotide messenger RNA. RefSeq lists its product as uncharacterized. Gene Ontology annotation, biological process: fungal-type cell wall organization; cell wall biogenesis; (1->6)-beta-D-glucan biosynthetic process. Lineage: Eukaryota; Fungi; Ascomycota; Eurotiomycetes; Chaetothyriales; Cyphellophoraceae. The transcript has 2 exons. The record is from RefSeq and is a predicted model, not a curated record. Gene Ontology annotation, cellular component: extracellular region. Bases 1 to 726 code for a protein of 241 amino acids.